GUGGUGUCCUAUUUCCUCACAGUUCUCAAGAAACAGAGCUUUUGGAGUUUUUGGCACUUAAAAAAAGGCCCAAACGACUCUGCUCUUCUCCAGGAACAUCCCCUUCCCUGCUCUUCUCAUCGACUUGGGUGAAUCGUCCAUAAUUUCAAGUAUCAAGAAUGCUCGAGAAGGCAUUUUGGAAGGGCUGCAACAGUUCCAUAGAGGAACUUCUGCAGUUCAUGGAUCAGCGAAAAUGGGAUCAGUUGGACUAUGAUUGUUUGGUGAAUAUCUUUGGAAAAGUUGGAAGAGGUGGUAUGGAGUCACUGCUCAUGGAUGUUCCUUUUGUCUGCAAGUCAUGGCAUAAAGCAAGCCUUGAUCCUAAAUGUUGGGAAAGUCUCAUUUUUCCCAUCAUUUUCACUAGUCUUUAUAAUUCUGAUGUUGAAACUGAAGACUGGACUUUUGAUCCCUUUUUAAAAAGAUUUGUUUUUGAAUACCGAAUCAACAAGAGCUUCUCCAUCACUGCAUUCAUAAAGUUUAUGGUCAAUCGUAGCAAAGGAUGUGCUACUGAAAUCAGGCUACCUGUGUGUGCUUCACAAGAAGCACUGAAACAUGUUGCAGCUUCGUGUCCUUGCCUAAAGAAUUUGACUUUACCCACUGAUGUAGUCUACUAUAAAUCAAGAAUGAUCCCUGAUAUGAUUGGCAAGUGGAAAGAUUUGGAGUAUUUGCUAAUGGGAAGCUGCUACCAUGAUAUGGAGAAAAUCAUUUCCCAAAUAGGCCUUCACUGCAAGAAUUUCUAUUAUUUAGAUAUUCCUGACUGUCUGGUUCGCAAAGAUGCUGCAUUGGCAAUUGCAAAGUUGCCUAAUCUUAAGCACAUAAUUAUGAUGAAUGCAAAGAUCGAACGGGUUAAUUUUGUUAGAUUACUGAAGGGCUGCAAAAAACUUGUGUCUUUGGAUGCCAGAAAUUGUCUUGGUUUCGAUGCAGGUGAUAAGGAAAUAUCAAAACUUGCUUCUCAUAUCAGUGAUUUCAAAUGCCAAGGUUCUAGAUUUUUUGAUCGCCAUUCCAAGGAGGGAAAAUAUGUUUGGUUUCAUGAUUCUGUCUAUGAUGGACGCUGAUGUGAGGAAAUCUGUUUUGGAUUUGUCAUCUUUAGUAUAGUACGUAGAUGCAGAUCAGGAAGCCGCUUUGAACCAUCUUUUGUGCAGGAACUCUCAACGGAAGAAGUGGAACCUGCAAUGGUGUCUCUAAAAUAUUUUAUAUUUUGCUGGCCGGUCAAUGGUUACUUGUUGGAUCAUCCUAGUCCUUUUGGUUGUGAUUGUUUUCAACUAGGUUAUGUGAUUUUUCUUUUGCUUGUUUUUAAAGUGUAGGUUGGUAAUCCUUUUAGGUUUCCUGCUACUCUUUUGUGAUGCUUAUCAUAUGUGCAUCUCUUCUUCGUUCAAAAUGUCUCGAGAUUCU
This is a messenger RNA of Rosa rugosa (rugosa rose), 1428 nucleotides long. RefSeq names its product F-box/LRR-repeat protein At3g48880-like. NCBI's taxonomy places the organism in Eukaryota, Viridiplantae, Streptophyta, Magnoliopsida, Rosales, Rosaceae. The record is from RefSeq and is a predicted model, not a curated record. Gene Ontology annotation, molecular function: protein binding. Bases 159 to 1091 code for a protein of 310 amino acids. The transcript has 4 exons.